AUCGGCAGGCUAAAAAGAGACAGUCUUAUCAUUCGCUCAAGUGCAUUAACUCAUAAAUGUUUCUAAAAAAGUGCGGUCGCUUCGAGGGAUUCGCUGGUUUAUUUAAAAUUGCUGUAUAAAAGCUGUCGAUUCGAUACGCUGGCUGUGAGCUGUAUAGUUGAAGAAGACGAGGAAGAGAGCACGGCGCUCUUGGGAGUACGAGAAACGAGCAUGGAAGGCGGCGAAGCAGAUUAUCGUCAUGGCAAAGUACUUGACGAGGAUCAGUUGGCCGUGGACAUCCCAGAAACAGCUCAUCAGAUUAGCAAAGAUUCAUGGUUUCAAGUGGGGUUCGUCCUAACUACUGGUAUCAACAGUGCUUAUGUACUGGGAUAUUCUGGGACCAUCAUGGUCCCUCUGGGUUGGAUAUAUGGGGUAGUUGGUUUGAUAGCUGCCACCGCUAUAUCUUUGUAUGCAAAUGCUCUUAUUGCCAAGCUUCAUGAAUUUGGGGGGAAGAGGCAUAUCAGAUACAGAGAUCUUGCCGGAUUUAUAUAUGGCAGGAAAGCUUAUUCUCUUACAUGGGGAUUGCAAUAUGUCAAUCUUUUCAUGAUUAACACUGGGUAUAUCAUUUUGGCUGGUUCGGCCCUAAAGGCUGUAUAUGUUCUUUUCAGUGAUGACCAUGUCUUGAAGCUCCCCUACUGUAUUGUCAUAGCUGGGUUUGUAUGUGCGUUGUUUGCCAUAGGGAUACCCCAUUUGUCAGCACUAAGGAUUUGGCUGGGAUUUUCAACAUUCUUCAGCCUGGUUUAUAUCAUCAUAGCAUUUGUGCUGUCGCUUAAAGAUGGAAUUGAAGCACCAGCUAGGGAUUACAGCAUUCCAGGAACAACAACAACCAAAAUCUUCACAACAAUAGGGGCAACUGCUAAUCUUGUUUUCGCAUUCAAUACUGGAAUGCUUCCAGAGAUACAGGCAACGGUGAGGCAGCCUGUUGUUGACAACAUGUUAAAAGCUUUGUACUUCCAGUUCACAGCGGGGGUUUUACCAAUGUAUGCUGUUACUUUUGUUGGGUACUGGGCCUAUGGAUCUUCUACAUCGGCUUACUUGCUCAACAGUGUCACGGGUUCAGUUUGGGUUAAGGCAAUGGCCAAUAUAGCUGCCUUCCUACAAACAGUCAUCGCUUUGCAUAUAUUUGCAAGUCCAAUGUAUGAGUAUUUGGAUACCAGGUAUGGGAUUAAAGGAAGUUCACUGUCAAUUCGCAACUUGUCAUUCAGAAUUGCUGUAAGAGGUGGCUACCUUGCUAUUAACACGCUAGUUGCAGCUCUUCUGCCAUUCCUGGGAGAUUUCAUGAGCCUCACAGGGGCAAUCAGCACAUUUCCUUUGACGUUUAUCCUUGCAAACCACAUGUAUCUAGUGGCAAAGAAGAACAAACUCACUUCUUUACAGAAGCUUUGGCAUUGGCUCAAUGUUUGUUUCUUUGGCUGCAUGUCCGUUGCAGCAGCAAUUGCAGCCUUGAGGCUCAUUGCCGUGGAUUCCAAAACAUACCAUGUUUUUGCUGAUUUAUGAUUUACCAUUUUCUUCUUCCUCUCUUUUCCUUUUUUUGUUUUAAUUUUUCCCAUGAUUGUAACUUUCCCUAUAUAGAAUUAAUUGUAUGCCCCAUUUAUUUAAGUAAGAUUUUUGUUCAAUUUAUACUA
This is a messenger RNA of Alnus glutinosa, 1664 nucleotides long. Its product is annotated as proline transporter 2. The record is from RefSeq and is a predicted model, not a curated record. Gene Ontology annotation, cellular component: plasma membrane. NCBI's taxonomy places the organism in Eukaryota, Viridiplantae, Streptophyta, Magnoliopsida, Fagales, Betulaceae. The coding region runs from base 211 to 1536 and encodes 441 amino acids. The transcript has 7 exons.